This is a messenger RNA of Platichthys flesus (European flounder), 1977 nucleotides long. RefSeq names its product translocase of inner mitochondrial membrane 17 homolog B (yeast) (gene timm17b). Gene Ontology annotation, cellular component: TIM23 mitochondrial import inner membrane translocase complex; mitochondrial inner membrane. Gene Ontology annotation, biological process: protein import into mitochondrial matrix. The record is from RefSeq and is a predicted model, not a curated record. Gene Ontology annotation, molecular function: transmembrane protein transporter activity. Bases 33 to 524 code for a protein of 163 amino acids. The transcript has 6 exons. Lineage: Eukaryota; Metazoa; Chordata; Actinopteri; Pleuronectiformes; Pleuronectidae.
ACGCAGCUAUCUUGACGACGACAACAAACAACAUGGAGGAAUAUGCCCGCGAGCCCUGUCCGUGGAGGAUAGUGGACGACUGCGGAGGGGCCUUCACCAUGGGUGCAAUCGGUGGAGGGGUGUUCCAGUCAAUCAAGGGCUUUCGUAACGCCCCUGCAGGUGUCGCACACCGACUGAGAGGGAGCGCCAACGCAGUGAGAGUAAGAGCUCCACAGAUUGGAGGGAGCUUUGCUGUGUGGGGGGGUCUCUUCUCCACAAUUGACUGCGGUCUGGUUCGCGUCAGAGGGAAAGAAGACCCGUGGAACUCCAUAACAAGUGGAGCGCUGACUGGAGCUAUCCUGGCAGCGCGCAGUGGGCCCUUGGCCAUGAUGGGCUCUGCCAUGAUGGGAGGGAUUUUGCUGGCUCUCAUUGAGGGUUUUGGGAUCCUCCUCACCAGAUACACAGCGCAGCAGUUUCAGAAUCCUGUUCCCUUUGCAGACGACCCGAAUCAGAUGCCUCCAGAAGAUGCAGCACAAGUGAAAUGAGAGCCGCUGUGGACACAAGGAGUCCCACCACAGAGCAGCAGGGACACCGAGGUACUACAGCAGGUGUCAGGUGGAGAUACUGGUCACUACAGUGGUUUCAAGUAGUUGCACUUCAGGUUUUAUACCUCAGGAACAAAGUACUGUGAGUUUUAGUUUUAUGUGAGUGUUAAUGUGAGCGAGGAUCCUUCUGACAAACCUCCUGUUUGCACCUGCAGCAUCUCAUGCAACGUUUUUAUGCAUCAGUGGUUGUUGUCACUUAGCUGUGACCUCUUUGAGUUUAAUGUGCAAUUCUGAAAUGUAUAUAUUUACCCAGUUAUAACAUAUGUUGAACAAGAAUCCAAAGAUUUUAGAACUGUUUUCAUAGAUGUAUUCAACUUUAAAGUUAUUGUUUAAAUGGCUGUUACGUACAGAAGUAGUUUUGUGUGUGAGUAGUAAAAUCAACAUAUUUAUUCAGUGAGGUUUUACCAUUGAGAAUUGUAUUCAAGUACUAUGUUAGUAUUACAUUAAACCCCAUUAAGGGGGUGGAGGAUGGUGUUUGGCACUGAAACUUUUCAAAAGGGAUAUUGAAGAAGCAGAUCCUGUGAACAUGUGAUGUUCAUUAACAAAUAAUACGACAACAAAAGGUAUAAAUGAACUCUGAGAAUUCCAACUAAACUAAAGCAUUCUAAUAAAAAAUUAUUAUUCUAUUGAAUGGCAUUUACCAACUUAGCCACAUCUGCCCCGGUAAGUAGAGGGUGAGCUAAGCAGAGAGAUAACUAAAUAAAACCACAAUCAACAUUAUGAACACACAUUUAUGUUGGGAUUCUGGGUUAGUGCUCAGUCAAAACAAUGAAAAAUCACAGCAACAUCACCAACACAUCUAAAUGAAACUCCACCACAUGAUUGCAUCAAUCAGCUUAUUUAGGAAAACUGCAAAUAAUGAUCAAUUGACCAAAGAGAAACAUUUGAAUAGAGGAAGAUUGGGCCUCAUGAAAAGUUGAGUUUGUUCUCACAUGUUUUCUGUGAGUCUAUGUCAAAGUUUGAAUUAUAUAUCAACGGAGACAAUCAAUGCAAACAGUGUUUUUAAAAAAAAAACUCAUUCCUGUUUUUGUUUGCGCUCCCCCUCCACCAGCAGCUUCUUAACUUCGAGCAAAUAUUAUCUUCACAUGCAGGAAUGGAGUCUGUUCAAGUCAUGUCUAUGAAAACUGCUGAGUUGUUAGAAAACAAGGUCCUGGCUCAGUUCACUUUGUUUUUUUUCAAGCACCCGUCUUCUCUUGGAAUCGCUGCUUUAUCCAUUCUCCCCCCAGUCUCUCUGCUCUCUUUAAGCGGCAGCAUCUGCCACGGCAGGGAGACGGGGCAGCACAACCCAGUUUCUCACUGUCAAACUAUGUAUAGAGAGAAUUUCUAUUUUGUGUAUCGUGUUAAUUUAUUUAUCGUGCAGAAGUUGAUACUAACAAUAAAGUCAUCAAAUAUU